AUGGAUAAAAACAAUCCAAACAUAAAGGAAUACAUUUUAUCCUAAUUGGGAGAAGAUCCUACCGAGGAGGCGAUAAAAUAAGUUGCUGAAAAAACUUAGGUACUACCAAUAUUGAUAAAAUAAUGGUUGCUCUUUUACAAAAGAAAUAAUUCAUCAUAAAAUGGUUUGGACCUAUCGUCCUAAAAGCUCGAGAGUGUUCCUAAAUUUAAUGGAAAGUUUGAUCAAUGUUAUGAAGUUGAAGACCCCAAUUAUGAACUUAAACAAAAAAAAUAAUUUAUAUCGGACAAUCAUUAGAAGUACACAUCUUAAGAAGACAAAACAAUAGAAAAAUAAUUGAAAGAAGUAGAGAAGGAGAUUAAAAAGAGAAAAAAACUAAUGAAAACUGAUAAGAAAUAAACAGAUCCAUAUUUUAAUGAACUUUAUGCAUCAGAUGAUUUAAAUUAAGAAUCGAGGAGCUAUGAUAAAUAACAAUUUAACUUAAAAGAAUAAUAUAUUAAUGUGCCAAUCUAUUACAUGAUCAAAUUAGAAGAGAGUCUUAUGGAACAAGCCAUUAAUAUCCAUUAAAAAAUAGUAAAAAUCAUAGAGGCAAAAUAUGAUUAUCUUAAUUUAUUAUGA
Messenger RNA from Paramecium octaurelia, 615 nucleotides. NCBI's taxonomy places the organism in Eukaryota, Ciliophora, Oligohymenophorea, Peniculida, Parameciidae. The record is from the annotation of a GenBank genome assembly.